AGCGAGGAAGAUGAAGAGAAGAAGAAAGGAGUGAGAGAGAGAGAGAGGAUGCAAUUGCAGUCUGCAGAGAUGUUGUUGUUGAUAGUACUAGUACUGGCAACUCAUCAUCUGUCACAAUCCAUUAUCUUGCACCACUAACUCAACCAAACCUUUCAGAUGGAGUGCUGGACGUCGGUGGACGCGGUGGUGGAGGAGAUAAUGAGGAUCCACCGCUCGCUGCCGCCGAGGCCGGCCAUGGACGAGGUGGAGGCGGCCAAGAGUCUGAUCGUGAAUGUGGAGAAGGAGGAGCAGGCGAGGAUGGAGUCCAUGGCGAGGCAGAGCAAGGGCGUGGAGGUUCCCGAAGAGCUCUUCAUGGUGCUCCAGGAGAUGCAGAGGAACGCGACUUACUUCCACAGCAAGGAGCAGAAGAGAGAGGCUCUCAGACUCCUCGAUCUCGACACCCUUCAUUCCCUCUUCGAUCAAUUCAUUCAGAGAGCUUCUAAUUGCGUUUCCACACCCUCUUACUCCAACGCCUCCACCUCAUCCUCGCUUUCCCUUACUUUCUCUCACAAUUUCCUUUCUAAUUCCGUUUCCAACCCUGUUUUUCACAAACCCCCGCCCGCUACUGCCGCUUCUACAAGAGUGGUCACACGCGAUGACACUUAUGUCACCAACUCCAACUCAUCGUUUUACUCCAAUGGCCAUGGACUUCAACUUCAACCAACUAUCCCUUCCAAAUCCAAAUCCCAUAUAUUCGCUUCAUCUUUGAAACCCACAAUCGCCGCAGGUCAAGAUGGGGAUAAGUUGAGUUUGAUAAAACUUGCUAGCUUGAUUGAAGUUUGUGCAAAGAAAGGAACACGUGAACUCAAAUUGCAGAAUAAGUUGAUGGAUCAAGUUGAUUGGCUGCCUGAUUCUAUAGGCAAGUUGUCGAGUUUGGUGACUCUUGAUUUGUCGGAGAAUCGGAUUAUGGCCUUGCCGGCCACAAUUGGAGGACUUUCUUCGUUGACCAGAUUGGACUUGCAUUCCAAUAGAAUCACGGAGCUUCCUGAUUCUGUGGGGAAUCUUCUAAGUCUGGUCUAUCUUGAUCUAAGGGGAAACCAGUUAACUCUUCUGCCUGCUUCUUUUAGCAGAUUGGUGCGCUUGGAGGAGCUUGAUUUGAGUUCAAAUCAGCUUUCAGCGCUUCCUGACUCUAUAGGGUCACUUGUUAGCCUAAGAAUAUUGAAUGUGGAAACCAAUGAUAUAGAUGAGCUUCCGCAUUCUGUUGGUAAUUGUUCUUCCCUUAGGGAGCUUCGUGUUGACUAUAACCGGCUUAAGGCACUGCCUGAAGCUGUUGGCAAGAUUCAGAGCUUAGAGAUUUUGUCUGUGCGGUACAAUAACAUCAAACAACUACCUACCACAAUGUCGUCUCUAACAAACCUCAAGGAACUUAAUGUGAGUUUCAAUGAGCUAGAGUCGGUGCCUGAGAGCUUGUGUUUUGCCACCUCGCUUGUCAAAAUGAAUAUAGGAAACAAUUUUGCCGACAUGAGAUCCUUGCCGAGAUCCAUUGGGAACCUUGAAAUGCUUGAGGAAUUGGAUAUCAGCAAUAAUCAAAUACGCGUGCUUCCUGAAUCGUUUAGGAUGCUCACUCGACUACGUGUUCUGCGAGCGGAAGAGAAUCCUCUUGAAGUUCCGCCGAGAGAAAUAGCUGACAAGGGAGCACAGGCUGUUGUCCAGUACAUGGCUGAGCUUGUGGAGAAGAGGGAAAAGAAGGAUGUUAAAUCACAGCCUCUUAAGCAGAAAAAGAGUUGGGCUCAGAUCUGUUUCUUUUCGAAGUCUAACAAAAGAAAGCGUGACGGGGUUGAUUAUGUGAAAACCUGAUUUCAUUCAAUGACACACCAUUGCUGGCAAGCGACAGAUUCCAUGUAGGGAAUGCUAGUAAAGUGGGAAGGCAUGGCUGCUGAUGUUUACUGUUUUCCUAUGUGACAGGGAUAUGCAUUUAAAGUAGAGACAAAUAUAUCUAUGUGCCGUCAAUAAUAUGCAAAGAUAUGGAUCGGGCAGGAAUGAAUUGAGAGCCUUUGUAGGCUGUUAUAAUUCUCUUUGACUUGGUGGCACAAAUUGUAGAUUUCUUGUUCAAUAUUUUCUGAUUUUUUUCCCUGUAUAAUUUGAAUUUUCUAUUUAUUUCAUUUGUAUUUCUGUUGUCUUGAAAGUAGAAAGAAGUGUACACAAUCCAACAGGCAAACAGAGACGGAUAGUGGGGAAGAAACCGAAGAUGAUUAUGUACUGUGGUUAUGUAUGUACAAUUGUAACUUCACUCUGUUACGAAUUACAGUUACCCCUUGUACCA
Molecule: messenger RNA, 2302 nt
Organism: Cajanus cajan (pigeon pea)
Lineage: Eukaryota; Viridiplantae; Streptophyta; Magnoliopsida; Fabales; Fabaceae
Product: plant intracellular Ras-group-related LRR protein 4
Cellular component (GO): cytoplasm
Molecular function (GO): protein binding
Source: RefSeq, a predicted model, not a curated record